CUCUGCUGUGAUCCUGGUUUGAAAGCGGACUGGUUUCGUUGUCACUCCUGGAUCGGGGGCUGACGAACAAUGCCAUGUGGAAAGAGGUGUUUAAGAGACUCGAAUCUCGUGGAUUGAUUGUGGACCUUGACUGAUUUCCGGGUCACGUGGUGGACGCACAAUGAGCGCAGUGGGAAUCGUUCACCAGCCGUAGUAACAGCAGUGGAGGUGCACUGGAAUAUCGCCGGGGCUGGCCUUGGUUCGGAAACCGCGGCUCACGUGACCGUAGUGGUGCAGCCCGCAGCUCUGAGCAGCCGUGCCGGUGCCGACACCAGCGGUACACCGAGCCCAGCGGCUCCACAAGGAGAGAGCGGUGGGAUUUCUACACCUGUAGAGAAAACACAGUGGGAGGGUCAAAGGUCCAAGAAAGAGGUUUCUGUAAUUCAUGUGCCCCUCAGUCUCUGCUGGGCAAGAUGAGUACAGACAGACCCAAACGGAACAUCAUCAAGAAGAAAUAUGACAUCAGUGACGGGAUGCCGUGGUGUGAGGAACGUUUGGUUCGCAAAGUUCUGUUCCUCUCCCUCAGGGAAUUCAGAGACACACACCGUGCCACACACAAACACUCACACAUACACACACGCGCACACAAACGCACGUCGAAGAACACACUCCUACAUGCUCCACGAAAGGUGCAGACGCUACCUAACACACACACACAGAAGAACACACGCACGAGACAGAGUGCCCACACGUCACAGCAGAGAGUCACACACAGACCACCGAACACACACACACAGAAAAACACACACAGUUCACAGAAUAUGCACAUUUCAGAACACACACACCGUCAUGAACACACCAACAAAGGGCAAAAAAACAACUUGUCUCAGGACUCACACGCACCAAAAACUAAAUGUAACUACACACUGCAGAGCACACACACACAGUCAAAAACGUGUACAGGGAAAAUGACACACAACGCACAGCAAACAGACACACAAGAAAACACACACACACUCCAGAAGAACUCUGUAUCCACCAGGACACUACGCUCACAUAAAACACACAACACAGGGUCGCUGCCGAACUCCAAACACACACAAACUGAGAAACACACACACAGUGCUCAGCGCAGACACUCAGUGAAAAACACCUGCACAGCCGAACACAGACAGACGCUGCUGAGAACGCCGGCCCCGGCCCGGACUCUGAGGUCACACACUCCCACGAGCCUCAGCGGCUCCCUGGUUAAUGGCAUCAGCCGGUGUCAGUCCCUCCUGUCAGCGAGUCCGAGCUGGAGCUGGCCCUUACAGACUCGCUCCCCACAGCGCCGCCCUGCCAGCAUUCACCGGGACAAGGACGACCCUGCCAGCAAGAGACCACGGCUGCAAGCACAGAGGAAGUUUGCCCAGUCCCCUCCCAGCUCUCCAGGACCACCAGUGUUGGUGACGUCGGCACGGAGUAACCACAGCCACAACCUGGCCGUGGUCACCUGUCUGACCAGACGUCGACCCAAGACUGAGGACUUCUUGUCAUUUCUCUGUUUGAGAGGUUCGGCAGCAUUGCCUAGCAACAUGGCAUUCUUAGCAAGUGGACGAGAGAAGGAGCCAGGUGACACUCAGCAUCUUACUUCCUGUCUUUCCACCAAUCACAGGACUGCAGCUGAUGGGAAGAAUAUGAGCAUAUUCAGUAGAACAGUGCAGCGGGACUCUCGGCCUCUGAGAGGGAGGCCUGGAGGCUCUGCAGCAGUCGGCUCUUUCUGCCCUCUAACUGCCAGGGCUCAGGGCAGGAGGGACAGAGAGGGGAGAGAGGAGGAGCAGCAGAGGAGGAGGAGAGAGAGGAUGGAGGAGGACAAGAGGGAGGGAGCUGAGAGACACCUCCUGAGACCUCGCCAGCUCUCCCUACAGGUCAGGAGGACUAACAAGGUUGCCAUGGUGACUGGACUUGCUCAACAAAGAACCUCCUGUGUCAGGUCAGUCCCUACCUUAAAGCCGAGUGCAGGGGUUGGCAGCAGACGAUCCCCCAGGCCCUGCACAAGGCCGAGCAAUACCUGUAAACCAAGAGGCCACCCCCAAAGCAGACCCCAGGAAACCAACAACAAACACCUCUCCCGGCAUAGCAACCACCAGCUGCCUCGCAAAAAGCACCUUCCUCUCCACCACCGAACAGUCUCGAACUACUAUAGCAACCCCAAGACCUUCAGUGGUCUCCAGAACUCAGGGAGAAAUUCGGGCAGGACUCCAGCUCAGAUACCAUUGACUAAUGGCUCAGUCAUCAGACACCUAAGUGAGAACCCUGGGGUCCUGAGGUUGUCCAGAAGGAGGAGAGGCCUCCCACCAGACACCAGCCCAGCCCCUCUGAACCGGGGUACUUUGGACAACAACUCAUCAAAGAAGUGCAGAGCACUGCAGUACAACAAUGCUGAUGUCUCACUGGAGAGUCACUGCCAUAUUGGUGAGAUCCUACAGGAGGAGGCCAAUGCUGACAAAGAGGUUAGAGAGGAGUACGUGAGCCAUAUGGAUAAAACCACAGGAAGCCACAAUGAAGAAGUUAGACAAGACAGAUGUGGCCAUGUUGGAGAGACGAGACUUGAGAGGGGCAGUUGUAUCAGUGAAGACCUACAGGACCAGGUAAAUGUUGGAAAGUUGAGUUUGACGAGCCUCACUGCUCUGGAGCCCUCUCAAGAAACGGUCGACUUCACCAAUGUCAUCUCAAACUACAACCUCAGCCCCGUCAGCGAGGUCAUAUGCAGACACGUGAGAGAGAAAAGGCUCCAGAGAAAUCAGCCCAAUUCAUCCACAACCCCCAAGCCAAUCAGCAGACCUACUGAAUCCAGGACUGUUGCCAGAACUGCUACUGCGAGGACUACUGUAACUAAAGCUGCUAUCAACUCAGUGACAUCUACAGACGUAUACACUGACCCACCAGGCAUUUGCUCUGCCAAGCACACUGCUAAGGGAACUAACAAAGGCACGAGCAAGGACGUUACCAAGUGUACUUCACCAGCCAGCAGUUACUCUACCCAUAAUUCCAAAGGUGCUGCAAAGGACUCUUGCAAUGGUACCACAGAGGACUCCAUUAAGGACAGUACACCUGUCAGUAGCUAUUCUAGCACUUCCAAGGGCUCGACGAAGGGCCUUACCCAGACAAAGUCUACUACCUCAGCUAUUAAGACCAGGACCAGCCCUCGAAUCCUUCUGAAGCGCUAAUGAACAGCUGAGCUACAUCUGAAACGUUCACUAUACUGAAAAUUCAUGUUGAAGACAAAACGACAUUGGAUACUGUUGAUCAUAAGCAGUGCAUGGUGAUGGUUGUUGGCUGGGUGGAUAGUGACGCAGUGUCAGUGGUUGUGGGAUCAUUUUAAAACAUAUUACACUUUGUAUAGGGGCCUGUAUAGUGAUUUCUGAUGCUUCCCUGCUGUAUCUGAAACAGUAGGUUGAUUUUUUUUAUUAUAUUAACAAAGGAGGAGGCUCUGGUUCUUAUCAAAGCACAUACAUUAACUUGAGGCAGUCUGCUGAGCAGUUUUCAGUAGCUCACCCAGCGGAAGCUGUCAUGCAUACGGCUACAUGCAUUCGCUGCGGUGCUUUUUGGCAGGUUUCUGACCAUCAGGUCACAGUACUGAGAAUCAACCUACCUACUGCCAUUUCAUUUAAACAGGAAUCAUCUGUUCAAGGUUGUCUUGAGGUUUCUAACCUGAAAUCUCCACCAGGACUAAAGGAUAGGUUCAAAUUUCAAUUGUCUAAUGUUUAUAUGAACAAUGAAACAGGUUUUACUUGUGGUAAUCAUUCCUCCUGUUCAUAAUGUCCUUUCCCAAAUUAAUUUCAGUAUAAGUGAUGGAGGACUAACUGUCUAAAGUUCCUUUUCAACUGGUCAGAAAACCCGCUAAGACCCGCUAACAUCGGGCUUUUGUCGGCAAUAGAAAAGGGAACAAUCUGCAUUCACACGCGGGUCAAAUGAUUCUGUAGUAGACGCAGGUAUUUAUUGGCUCCACUCAGCAGUGAUGUAAACACAGAGCACAAACACCGUAAACACACCCGUCACCUGCCCAGCACCGUGCUGUUAAACCAGAAAACACUGCAGCUACACUGCACUCCAUAAUGAAAGAGUGAACUGCAGCCCUGAGAUUAUAAAAACACACAAUCACAGAUCGAAGUGUCUCACAUGGAGGCUCCGACACUGACAUGAGCUCCAACCCAGAGGUGAGACGCGAGGGAUCCGUUUUACCAGUUUGUACAGCGGCUAGCAGCUCACUCUCUCUCCACUGCGUCCAUUUGUAUGUGUGUGUGUGUGUGUGUGUGCUCUGUAACUGCAUGUGGUGACGUUGUGUGUGUCCUAUCCGGCAAACUCGGCUGGCAGUAUAAAAGGAGUCAGUCGCUUUUGUUUUUAGCAGGUUUACCUGUGUGUAAAAAAAACAGUUUGUACCUGCUAAUGUUGGUGUAAAAAGGGUAUAACUCAGACUGCCAAAGCCUCAUGUUGACUCUGUACGGAACGAGGAGCGGGGAUGUUCUUAUCACUUUCACUGGAAUCAGAUUUAUGGAGGAAUGAUCACAGCAAGCAGAGCCUCUUUCAACGUUCAGAUGGGCAGGAGAGUAUUGCUUUGAGACUGACUUGUAAAAAUGUGAACCUGUCCUUUUAAGAAGUCAGUGAUGGAGACAUCCAUCCACUCUAUCCACACCCACCCUGACCUCCAUCAUGGCCACCAGAACCAGAUGUGUAAAACCAGCUGCACAGUCACCAGCCCAACAGCCUAUGUACUAUCAGAGGGACCUCCCAGUCAGGUAGGUUACGGUUGAAGUGCACCAGAACAAAACUGCUGUUGUUUUUAUUUAUUUAUUUUCCUCUACUGUUGAAGUCUCUUACGUCCGUACUGUCUGUACCGCUCCCAACAGCUCUGUACAUUAGUGUUUUGUUUUUGCUUCACAAGAGAAAGAAAACAGACUUGUUUUGUCAGAGGAGGAAGGGUCCACGUGUUGAUGUGUUGAUACCUUUGUAGAUACAGAAGGAUAUGUGAUUUGUGAGCGGCAGAUAUUUAAAUAAACACGUGUGCUUUGACCUUCACUGUUAACGUGGCCGUCACAUGAUAAUUGACUGUAUAAAACCCCUUGAUAUCGUUGAUUUCCCUGAAAUGUCAGAAGGUUUUAGGAUCACAUCAGGUGCUAUCAGGUGCUAUCAGCGUGCUCAAGAGCUUAUUUUUUGGAAAGUUUGGUAGAAGAGUAGUAAAACUGUAUGGAUGUAUUAAAUAAAAUGGGUUAACACAUGAAUUAAUAUUGCACAUUUCCUUACUGUAAAGACCCGUGUAGGAAUUAAAAAACAAAUACUGACUUUGGUGACUCUAAAAGCUGCUGUGGGGAACGCAGUGAACACCAACAUCAUUUUAAGUUGCUCUAAUCACGAUAUUCAACACACAGGGGCUUUAAAUAAUUGUAAAUGAGCUAUUUAUACUCUGUUGAUAUAUAUUUUAUCAUUCUAAAUCACUGGUCAGUGUGUUAAUUUAAGGCCAACACAUGUUAAACUAAGCUAUGAAUAAAGGCAUGAAUCAGUUUUCAUAUUCUGAACCGUCUCAGCUGUGGAACUUUUAACAAAACGUACUGAAGUUAUUUGUUAAUGUGAAUAAACACUUUUAUUGUGUUUUUAUCUGAAGUGUUGAUCCAUAAGAAGAUAUAUUUGUGGUUUUAAGAACCAAAAACCAUCUCUGUAGUUUCACAUCUCCUCUCUCAGGCUUCUCUCUGGAGCUCUAGUAACAACAGGUCGGUGAGCCAAUCAGAAGAGAGGAGGCUCUGAGCCUCUCUUCUGAUUGGCUGACUGUUUUCUGAGUAAUUGAAUAAAAUACAGCAGAUUUCAGGUAAACACUCAGAGAAACCAUAUCUUGCAAGAUUGGAUGGUGGGUCCAGGUGGGCGGAGCUUGGGGUGUGGCUGAAGGUGGUGACUGCUUUGUUGUGACAUCACAAAGUUACAGAAGUCCUGACGGCUGGUUUUAAGGCUCAGUUUCUGAAUCCAGGCUGUGUGCAUUUCUCUGUGGAGUGAGGCUUUGAUACUUUCACAGUAUUUAUAUAGAACCUAGACCUGAUUUAUAAUCAAAUGACACAUGACCUUUAAAUUCUAUUUAUGUUUUAUUUAUAGAUUUCACUGUCAUUGUGAAAUGAAAGCUCUUCCACUCAUGGUGCUUAAUACUUAACAUCACUGAUUCAUUGGGGUCUUCCAGAAAUCAUACUAAUUAUUAAUUAUAAACAAAUUAUUUACUACAGCAAACACAGCUGCUUUGUUGUAGUCAUUAUAAACACUAAAUAUUAUCAUGAUGCUUCCUUUUAUAAGCAGCUUCCUCCUGAUUGGUGCUUUGAAAGAGUUAUCACAUGUCUCCAUUUCAGGUUAAUUAAUUUAAUGCUUUCUACUCAUCAGUGAUCAUUAAUUACAGAGCCAUCUGGCAAGUUGUGUAGCUACUUCAUCACUGCAGCCAGUUGGACUCCCUGACACAGGACUCACUCUGUAUAUAUGACGUGUGAGCAACUCACUUAUUCUAAGUAGGUUUCCUUACAUAACAAUGAGCUGUAACACUGUUAUUACUGUCGUCCAUGUUUUGGCUUCAGUGGGACUUUAUUGAAUAGAUAUGACUUUCAUCAGGGACACAAAGUCAGUGCUUUCAAGUCCAUUUGAAAAACGUGUGUUCACAUCGAGCACCUCACACUAACUUCAUUUAGAGCAAAAAUGUGCAAUACACUUGUUUCCUGCAGAUUCUGUUUUUCAUCUAUUUUCACGACAGCUAAUUUCAGAAGACGAGUUUCCAACUGAGAGAGGACAUAAUGAUUUCAUGCCUUUAUUCUUGACUUUAUGAAUUUAAGUGUUAUCUAAUACAACUUGGAAGUGUUUGUUGUUAAUCAGUUGUUUUGUUAUACUGUAUCUCUACCUGUCAUUAUGUAUUCAUUGCUUUUUGGUAAGAUGAGCAAACUGUCGACAUUUAACACGUGGAAAGGCAAAUAUUUGUGCAGCGACGUCUAAGCUAACUGUAAAAACUCUGUAAAUGUGAAUGAUUUGAAUGAGAAUUUGCAAUAAAAUCCCUUUGUAUAUUUA
This is a messenger RNA of Seriola aureovittata, 7044 nucleotides long. RefSeq lists its product as uncharacterized. The record is from RefSeq and is a predicted model, not a curated record. Lineage: Eukaryota; Metazoa; Chordata; Actinopteri; Carangiformes; Carangidae. Bases 453 to 3188 code for a protein of 911 amino acids. The transcript has 8 exons.